AUGGUGGCCCAAGAAAGUGGAAGGACCCAAAGAGAUUCCGUGCUGUGGAAAUUGUGGAGGCACCGUUUCGCUUACAAUCGUACUUCGCCCCAGGCUUUGGGAUCUGGGUCCCAAAGAUACAAGGGAAGAGUUUGGAACGGGAAGCUCAUCUUUCGGCCCUCUGAUUGGCCGGCUCGCACUCCACUCACGCGGCGCGCGACUCUGAUUGGCCCUGGCGGCACCCCCCUCGGCCCGCAACUACUUUGUGUGCCGGGGCGGCGCGCUCAACUGGCGGUCUGGGCUGCUCUAAGGCAGCCCUUCGGCCCACUGCUCUGCAUCGCGGGCGCCGGGAAUGUUCCGAGUCCGAGCGGAGGGCCUGUCGCAGCCGCGGGUCGGGAGAGGCCGGGCAUCGAACUCAGGCCCUCGUGGGGGGGUCUUUCUCUUCGAGCGAAUGUGGAAACACAGCUCUCACAAAAUAAAGCGGUGGAUGCUGCAGCUACGCUCUACACGGGCGCAGCGAGGCAGAGGGCGGGGAGAAGCCCUGGCACAUGCCAGGGUCGCCGUAGGUGGCAGCGGCCGGCGCAUGCGCGCCCUCUCCCAGAAGCCAGGAACGCCGAGGGGCGCGCGCCCCCAUUCGCGCGCGCACGCCGGCGCUGGCCGAGGCUUCCCCGCCUGCGCUCGUUGUCAGAGCUGCUCCGGCGCGUGCGCGCGUUAUCUCCUGCCGACCCGAGGUGCCGGUUACCUCCGCUCCAGGCCCCCUCCCCACCCUGUCCCCUCUCCCGGCCCCAGACGACCCGUCCCUUCUUCUCCCCGCGGAAUGGGGCCAGCGCUGCUCGGGGUCGCGCGCCCUGGACCCGGCUCGCGCUCGGUCUCGCGCUGUCAGCGACUGCCCGCCUCGCGCCGCCUCGCGCUCUGCCUCAGUCAGUGGCGCCGAAGGCUCCGUUAAGCGGCGGCGGCGGUUCCUGUUUCCGUUUCUUCCUCUCGGUUCAGUUGGGAGUAGCAUCCUCCACCCAGCCACCCUUUCCACUCCGCCAGCGUGGGGCAGCUACGGCUGAGGGCUGUGGCUUUGGCGGCUGGGACCGGGGACCGCGGAGACCGCCUCUGCUCCCGCUUCGGAUUCAUUUGCUUGUCAAACUAUCAGAGGCAUGUGAACCAGAGCAAUUCUACCUUCAACAGGAGCUGCGUAAAACGGGGCUGAAACCUACUGGACUGCAUUCCCAGACAGUUAAGGCACUCUAAGUCACAGGAUGAGAUAGGAGAUCGGCACAAAAUACUGGUGAUAAAGACCUUGCUGAUAAAACAGGUUGCAGUUAAGGACCUGGCCAAAACCCACCAAAACCAAAUGGCAAUCAGAGUGAUCGCUGGUCAUCCUCACUACUACACUCCCAUCAGUGCCAUGGCAGUUUACAAAUGCCAUGGCAAUGUCAGGAAGUUACCCUAUAUGGUCUAAAAAGGGGAGGCAUGAAUAAUUCACCCCUUGUUUAGCAUGUCAUCAAGAAAUAGUUGUAAAAAUGGGCAACCAACAGCCCUCAGGACUGAUCUGCCUAUAGAGUAGCCAUUCUUUUAUUCCUUUACUUUAUUAAUAAACUUGCUUUCACUUUGCAUUGCGGACUCACCCUUUCUUGCGUGAAAUCCAAGAACCAUCUUUUGGGAUCUGGGUCGGGACAUCUUUCCUGUGACAUAUUUCUUUUUCCUGUAACAUAUUUCUGGCGACCGUAUAAGCGACUAUAGUGCAGAAACCCUGAACCAACGGCUACCUUUGGGUAAGUGUUGGGAUCCUG
Molecule: messenger RNA, 1760 nt
Organism: Sapajus apella (tufted capuchin)
Lineage: Eukaryota; Metazoa; Chordata; Mammalia; Primates; Cebidae
Exons: 5
Coding region: 1-1218 (405 amino acids)
Source: RefSeq, a predicted model, not a curated record